Molecule: messenger RNA, 2016 nt
Organism: Cordyceps militaris CM01
Lineage: Eukaryota; Fungi; Ascomycota; Sordariomycetes; Hypocreales; Cordycipitaceae
Product: Fungal transcriptional regulatory protein
Exons: 5
Coding region: 1-2016 (671 amino acids)
Biological process (GO): regulation of DNA-templated transcription
Cellular component (GO): nucleus
Molecular function (GO): transcription cis-regulatory region binding; zinc ion binding; DNA-binding transcription factor activity, RNA polymerase II-specific
Source: RefSeq, a predicted model, not a curated record
AUGCAGGGUCUUACGCCCCCUAGACGGUCGACAAGUCCACCGCGCAGGCGCAGGGCUUGCAUCCCAUGCACGAAUGCUAAAGCGCGCUGUAAUUUCACCGACACCGACGGCGUCGCUGACGACGCCGUCUGCGAGAGAUGUGAGAGGAUAGGAAUUAGGUGCACUGCCAAGACCACACAGAGUCUCCGGAAACCACGGCUUGUAAAACCGCUCAACAACCGUGUCGCGUCUCUGGAAGAGCGUCUCGAUGCAUUGACGACGGCCAUUGAGACGCAAAAUGCCCUCACUUCGCGCAGCUUGGCCAUUGCCGGCCCGUCUGCUGCUGUCCCGACGCCCAGCCAAGCCGCCGCGCCGACCCCGGCCAUCCCUCCGGUGUCAUCGCCCGCGAGCACCUCGACGUCCAAACCGUCGCCCGCCGCCGCGCCGCGCCAGGACUCGGCCAGCUGGCCGUCAGCCGCCCGGCAGCCGCCCCUGGGCCUUACCUGGCCACAGGCGGAGCGGAUCCUGGCCAUCUACCGCGAGACCUGUCUCUACAACUUUCCCUUUGUGUGGAUUCCCGGCCACAUGACGGCACAGGAGCUGUGCGAGUCCAAGCCGUGCCUGUUCCGGGCGGUCAUGCUCUCCUCGGCCCCCUUGCCAGUCGCGCGGCUGAAAAAGAUGAAGCGCAAUGUCAUUGCCUACAUAAGCCAGCACAUGCUGGUGGAGGAGGAGCGAAGUCUCGACGUGUUGCAGGGCUUACUCAUUGUGAUUGCUUGGGCGGAUCUUCAAAGUCUAUACGACCAGCAAAUUACGAAUCUCACAUAUUUGGCCACGGGCUUCGCACACAACUUGGGCAUCACCAAGAUACCGCGGGAGCUGCUCAAGCAAAUCGGAAUGGAUAAUGCGCCAGAUGAUGUGAGAGCGGCCAAGGACAUCAACGUUCCCAAGGCGCCAUCGUCGGACGAGAUGCGCGCGUUUCUUGGUGUCUACUACUUAUUAUCAGUGUACGUAGAAUCGCUGGUUGUUGAACUUUACGUCGACUUUUGCGCCGACGCCCUCGCCCAGGCCGGCGAGUACCCGUCCGACUUUCUGCUGCAGCAAGUCGUGCGGCUGAUGCAAAUCGAGGACCGCAUCUCCGAGUUCUUCGGCUCGGCCAACGACACGGCCCGCGGGCGGCCCUUUCUCUUCCUCGUCGACGAGAACGUCACGACGCUGCGCGCCGAGCUCGACACGGUCCUCGAGUCGCUCACCUACGCCGAGCUGGCCCAGCGCAUGCCGCACUGCUCCCCCGACCAGAUCGACCACUUUGCGCGCUACUUUGAGCUCACGCGGCAGUACCUCCUCGUCCGCCUGUACGAGCCCGCCACCUACCUCGGCGACGACGUGCCGGCGCCGGCGGGCGCCGACCCUGGCAGCGGCCAGCACCGCUACCGCGCCACGGCGCUGCACAACUGCCUCGUCGCCGCCAACAGCUUCUUCGAGACGGUCACGACGGUGCCGGCCACGAGCGCGCGCUUCCAGGCGCUCGCGGCCCCGGGCCAGACGGGCUUCGUCAUGGUCAUUUGCUCGCGGCUGCUCGUCGUCGACGCGCCCGACUGGGACGCGGCCGCCGCGCGCCGCGUCCUCGACUUCUCCGGCUUCCUCGCCAACAUCAUCGGCCGCCUCGAGGGCGCCGAGGCGCGCCGCCGCGCCACCGUGGAGCACUUUGUGCGCGAGACGCGUGUCCUCGGCGUCUCCCAGGAGGAAAUGGACGAGCCCGGCCGGUACGCCGGCUCCUCGCACAAGACCGCCUACAUCAAGACGUGGUACGAGAACCGCCUGCGGCAGAUGGACGAGGCGGCCGCGACGGGUGCCGCGGGCGGGCGGGGCGCUGCUGCACCCGAGGAGGUCGAGGAGCCCAUGUAUAUGGAGGAGAGGCUCCUGGGGCGUCCGUGGUUCCGGCUCGCGAGCAACGCCGGGCCGCGCUGGUUCGUCGGGCUCUUGGAGGGCUCGGCGUGGAACUUUGACGAUGUGCAGAUGAACAACACAAGCCAGUGA